AGGGCUGGAUGGGCUUUUUCAUGAAGUCAACAGGCGUCCCUGAGAAGGUCAUUGAGGUCAUGGCACACGCAGGGCUAUCCGUCAGCCUGUCCACCAUAUAUAACAUGGUGACAUCUAUUUCGAAGGAGAUCAGCCGUGACAUCAAAAGGGAAGCAUUCGCAUACGACAAUUUUGAUAUCGCCUUCAACGUUGCCCAGCCAACACUCGAAAAACCGCUCCUCCUUUGUCAGUGCAACAUCCGCCACUGUGAUUCACUAUAUGGUUUGUGGGCCUCUGAUCCAAAGAAUCCGUACACCUACAAUCGGCAAACGAAUCCAACACAGCUGAGUGGACGAGAGGAGGCUUUUGCAUGGCAUAUUCGCGCCAUCCUUGUCCAACACAAUCAAAACUUCAAGCACUUUGCAGACAACUUGAUGAGCCUGAAACCAUCCAGAGGAUACCUAUACACAAGACCAAUCAGAUUCCCUGCCGCUCGAUGACACAGACGGAAACGUUGAAGAUCUUGGAGAACUUGUUUCACGCAGGGAGGUAUCGGGGACAAGAGCGAGGUCAACUGUCGAUGCAGAACACGAUGUUGACAUGACAGAACAUGUAAUUCUGGUUCAUGGAGACCUAUUAACAAACAGGAGCGUGUCGACAGCUGUGCGGAACAGCCGAAAAAUCGAGCACACACCGAAAAAUCGUCUCCAGUACGUUGUAUUCCUCCCAGGACUCUUUCACUACAAGAUGGCGUGUGCGGAUGCAUUGUGGCGCACGUACAUUCAUUCCAAAGGAAGGGCGCGAGGAUGAGAAUAGCCUCUAUCAGCACAUUGGGAUCCUUCGACCACGACAUCUGGGCAUCAAUGCUUGACUGCUUGGCGUCUUGAAGCAGAGAGCCG
Suillus discolor is the source of this 878-nucleotide messenger RNA. RefSeq lists its product as uncharacterized. Lineage: Eukaryota; Fungi; Basidiomycota; Agaricomycetes; Boletales; Suillaceae. The record is from RefSeq and is a predicted model, not a curated record. Bases 9 to 479 code for a protein of 156 amino acids. The transcript is spliced from 6 exons.